This is a messenger RNA of Syngnathoides biaculeatus (alligator pipefish), 3914 nucleotides long. It is a transcript of the gene epc1b, whose product is annotated as enhancer of polycomb homolog 1 (Drosophila) b. Bases 564 to 3002 code for a protein of 812 amino acids. Gene Ontology annotation, biological process: regulation of transcription by RNA polymerase II. Gene Ontology annotation, cellular component: piccolo histone acetyltransferase complex. Lineage: Eukaryota; Metazoa; Chordata; Actinopteri; Syngnathiformes; Syngnathidae. The transcript is spliced from 14 exons. The record is from RefSeq and is a predicted model, not a curated record.
GCGGAAUUACCCAUCCACUUUUUUUCCCCCCCACACAGACACAACAAAUCCACGUUCGUCCACUUCCACGCGCUUGUUUCGCGUAUCCGCAACGCGCACGCGCUCGGAGCCGCGUGGGAAUGGUCGCCGGGCUAGCUGGGCGGGUUUGGUGGGGGGUUGUGGUGGAAGUGGGGGGGCGGGGGGUAGGAGGGCUGGACCAAGCCGAGCAAAACACGCUAAAAACACUUUUAAAUGUCCGCCAUGUUGCCGAUGGCGCACUGAGUCGCCAACGCGGAGGGGAAGCGGAGCGCCGGGGAAAAGCAGGCCGAGACACAGCGAGCGACAUCCGGGCCUCCUUCACCCUCCCCCCACACCCCACAGCGCUGCGGCAUCACUCCGGGCUGGCGACGCCCUACCUUAGCGCUUGACAAGCUUACAAAAAAAAAAAAAAAAAAAAAAAAAAAAACAACGUCAGAGUUAGCCGCCCCAGAAUCAUCCAUGAAAGCUUCACUCGUCACCGCGGUGAAUAUUAGGAGCUCGGAUAGACAUUAUUGGUGAGAGGGGGCACCUAAAAAGGAGGGAAAAUGAGUAAAUUGUCGUUUCGGGCGCGGGCGCUGGACGCCACCAAGCCGCUGCCCGUCUUCCGUUGUGAGGAUUUACCCGACCUGCACGAGUAUGCGUCUAUCAACCGGGCCGUGCCGCAGAUGCCGACGGGCAUGGAGAAGGAGGAGGAAUCGGAACACCACCUCCAGCGGGCUAUCUCGGCACAGCAGGUCUAUGGCGAGAAGCGGGACAACAUGGUCAUCCCGGUCCCGGAGGCGGAGAGCAAUAUUACCUACUACGAAUCGCUGUACCCUGGAGAUUACAAGAUGCCAAAGCAGCUCAUUCACCUGCAGCCUUUCAGCCUGGACACAGAGCAGCCGGACUACGACCUGGACUCGGAUGACGAUGCCUUUGUUACCAAGUUGAAAAAGAAGAUGGAGAUCAGCCUGCUACAGUUUGAGGAGAUGAUCGACCGUCUGGAAAAAGGCAGCGGGCAACAGCUGGUGAGUCUCCCCGAGGCCAAGUUGCUCCUCAAGGAAGAUGACGAGCUUAUCAAGGAGGUGUUUGACUACUGGAGCCGCAAGAGGAAAAACACCAAGGCACAUUCGCUUAUUAACAUCAUCAAGCAGGAGAAGCGUGAUGGCUCCAGCACCAGUGACCCCUACGUUGCCUUCCGGAGGCGCACUGAGAAGAUGCAGACUAGGAAGAAUCGCAAGAACGAUGAGGCGUCCUACGAGAAGAUGCUGAAACUCCGCAGAGAUCUGAGCAGGGCAGUCACCAUCUUGGAGAUGAUCAAGAAGAGGGAGAAGAGCAAGAGAGAGCUGCUGCAUCUCACACUAGAGAUCUUUGAGAAGAGGAACGUAAUGUCAGACUACGGCGGCGAGGUACUAGCCGAGGUCCUGGCAGAGCGGGCGCUUGUGAGGCCGCAGAUCAUCCCACUGGUUCCACUCACCAACCAGUACCACAUGGACCACAAGGACUACAAGUCCAAACCUGAGAAGACAGAAGUCAAAAAGAGAAAAUACGAGAAGAAGCAGAAGUCUCUUCCGCUGUUGGCCGGUGCUGCACAUCACCAAGGUCCGGCCAUCUUUAAUGCAAAAGACCUGAACCAGUAUGACUUCCCCAGCUCUGAUGAAGAGCCCCAGUUGCACUCUGGCUCUUCAGAAGCUGAGGAAGAGAAUGACCCAGAUGGUGCCUAUGCUUUUCGAAGGAAGGCGGGCUGCCAGUACUACGCUGCUCGUCAAGGUCACAUGGGCGCCUGGCCGUGGUCCCCGGGCUGGGAAGGUGGGUUGGCACACACCCGAUACCGCUACAGUCUCACCACACUCACAGUACCACGACGCUGCCAGGGGCUGGCUCGGCGGCGCCUGGGACGAGGGGGCAGGGUCUUACUGGACCGAGCACAUUCAGACUAUAAUAACGUUUUCCACGAACUGGACCCGAAGACGCUGGAUUGCCCAGCACCCCCGCCAAGCUCACGCUCAUCGGGCCCUCGCUUUCCGGCCGCCAGCAAGUUUGACAGUACCUCACCAACAAAUACCUCAGACAGAAGCUCCUCCUCGCCGCCCUCGGACCUCAGUCAGAUUCUUUUGAGCAUAAAGGCAUGCCGGUGGCGCCACUUCCGGCCGCGGACACUACAGCUGCACCAGCUUGACAACGCACACCCGCUGUUCCGUAGGCUCAGUCGAUGCGUUAAGCGACCGCUCGCCAACACCCGUAUGCCAGCCCAGCGCAUCAUACGGCCUGGACCGCUUCCCCAUAUUGCACUGACUGCCGAGCAGUUCCAGCUUUAUCAGGACGAGUUGAUGCAGAUGCAGAAGGAGCAACUGGAGCAGCAGCAGCAACUUCAAGCCAACAGAGCCACCACUGCCCACAGCACAACUACAACACAGAUGUCGGCAAACACGUUGGACCAGGCCAGAGCUCAGUUCGCCGCCUCAGCUGUUGUCACCGCCGAGCAAAUUCUGGCCUUGAAGACCAAGGAGGAGCUCAGUCUGGGUGGCGGAGUCAACGGCGUCCUGUCCCCCUCAGGUGUCUACAAGGGCUUGCACCUAUCCAGCACAGCGUCCCCCUCCCUGGCUGCCCCGGCCACGCCUGCCAACCUAUCCAGCACCGCCUCCCUGCACCCAGGCAGUGCCGCCACGCCCGCCUGCAGCGCCCAUAGCAACAACGGCACGGCCCACCACGCCGGCCCCACAACCACUAACGCCACUCAGGUCUCGUUGGGCAACAGCAAUAGCCUCCGCCUGGCCAUGCCCACUGGAAAACGGCUGCACGCCCCCCGAACGCUAAGCAGUGCCAUGUCGGCGUCCGCCUUAAAGCUGGCGCACGCCACCGCCAACUGUCAGAAGUGUCCCAAGGUUCCAUCGGCCACUGCAGCCUCGCCGCUGGACAUCGUGCCCAGGGAGAACCAUGAGCCGGACAAGGCCGCACCACUCAACAACCUGUCUGAGAACACAAUGGCCAUGGAGGUGACGUAGCCCGCCCACACAUGGGGACUAAACACGUUUCUUUUCGGGUUGUUUUUUUUGUUUUGUUUUGUUUUUUAAAAUUUUUAUUUUGGUGCUAUGCAUCGUCCGUUAGGCUUGAACAUGAGCGGACUGACUGGACUUGACUGGCGGGAGCCGAUCGUCCUUUUUAUAUAUAUAUAUAUAUAUAUAUAUAUAUAUAUAAAAACACAGUAUUUGUUACUGUUAAUAAGAGAUUGUCUGUAAAUUGUUAAUAUGGCAAUGAAAUGUACAGUACUGAAUAUUUGUAGGCCCCGCCCACCUGCCCCUCUUGUAUAUAACAUGACUUGAAUACACAGUUGUUCAUUUGUGAUGUUUUGCACUCGACAUGUUGGAGAAAAAAAAUUCAAAGGACAAACUUUCAGCGGCUGGAACCAGCCUCAACGUACUCCCCAUCAACUCACUCACCCACCCGCCCCUCAUCUAUUUAUUGUUCCGCGUUAACGUCCAAUCCUUCGUUGUGACCGCUCCUUCUUCAUCGAAACCCCACCUGCCAUUUCACAUCUUUUCUACAAUAAAUAUUUUUGUACCAAAUUUUUUUGUUAAUUUGAUUUGUAAUUUGACUUCACGCUAAAGAAACUCAUCAUUUUGUUUUUCCUCUGCUGGGAUGUGGCAGGAAAGGACCAAUCAUUCCACUUUUUAGACGACAAACAAAAGAAAAAAAAAAGCAAAUUUUGGGACUUUAAGAUGUUGUGGUCGUUGGUGUGCUGAUCUUCUCUUCUGUGAAGAGUUUGGUACUGAGCGCGGCUUCUUCUCGUAGUUUUUGUUGGGUUGUUUUUCCCUGUGUGUACGGCAGUGAGCGCCCCCUCCUGUGUGCGCAGCAAUGAUGAUGGAUGGACUCCACAAAACAAGUGUCACUCAAUGAAAUAAACAUCCAGGGCAUUA